Molecule: messenger RNA, 1082 nt
Organism: Osmerus eperlanus (European smelt)
Lineage: Eukaryota; Metazoa; Chordata; Actinopteri; Osmeriformes; Osmeridae
Exons: 2
Coding region: 349-903 (184 amino acids)
Source: RefSeq, a predicted model, not a curated record
AUAAACCCAAUUUGUAUUACACUGAAGAAACUCUGUCAAGCAUCAACUCAGUGUAGACAUUGAUUUAAUGGCUACAUAAUUGCACCAAAUGUCAAAUUUUAUAGCCUAUGUGCGCACGUGUGUUAUGGUGUGUGUGUGCGUGCGUGUAACAACUCCUUGAGGGUAUGAUCCUAACUAGCCCCCCAAAUAAGCCUUACUCAGCUUGGCCAGUGAGGCAGCACAUAUCAAGAGAGCUGCUGUGACACUGAUAGAGUUCAAGUGAUCCUUCACACCCACAUCCACACAAACACACCCACACUGGCCACCUCUAAUCUCUGUGUUCUGCUCUCUCCUCUAUACAGAGCCAAGAUGAACUCCAGUGAUCCAGGGUUCAACAUCUCCUCAGUCUCCUCCUUUGCAGAGUCCAAUAAUGUCUCCAUGUCCCUUUCUCCUAUCUUUACUUCCCUCUCUCCCCCGCUCUCCACCUCCUUCUCUCUUUCCUUCUCCACCCCUCUCUCUCUAUCCCUCUCCACCCCAAUCUCUCUGUCCCCACUACCUCAUGACCCUGCCCUGACCAUCAUGGUGGUACUGGGUCUGUUUGUCCUGUUUGCACUUGUUGCAGCCUGCCUGGCCAUCUGCAGGCCGUCCUCAACCCAAGAGGGGAGAUUCGAGGGGGGCUGCAGCCCAGGAGAGGCCCUGGCUUGCGGAUCUUCUCUUUCCAGCGAGCCCCAACUGAAGCUGUGGAAGAGGCUGGGCUCCUACCGCCGUUCCUACUCCUGCUCCUACAGGAAACCGCCACAGCGCAGGCCCGAGUUGGACCCUGCCAACACCCAUGUCACCCUGGUCCGACCACAGGCCGACAGCAUCCCCCAGCAGCCCCACCUCACCAUGCCCUGCCUGUUUGACUUUGUCACAGAAAUAUGACAGGCCCCACCUGAGGAUGACUCAACUCACACAUGUGAUGCUUCCCUGUGAACAGCAAGUUCAGAACACUGCAGAGCGACACUAAUAUUUGACAAAGCUUUGAUGAGGCCAUCUUAGAUUCAGUCCUCAGCUCUUUUCAAAAGGAUAAUUGACAUGUUUUAUUUAGUUUUGUAUUGUAC